GACAAGGAAAUGAUAGAAAGCUCAAUGGGUGAACUGAGAGUGAAAGAGGCAGAAAUGGUGAGAGAAAAGGAGAACAUGGAAAAGAAGAUGGCUAGACUCAAAGAGGAAGAGGAUAGAAUGCGGGAAGAAAUAGGAAGGAAGAUGGACAACUUAAAGCAGGACAGUUAUGAAAUCAAAAGACUUAGAGAUGAAAUUGACAGUGAAAAGAACCAACUGAAUGCAAAAUUGCUUGAGUUGGAAAAAAUGCGUGAAGAACUAGAUAGAGAGAAGAAGGAAGUGAAAGACAAGGAAGGAUGAAACACUGAAAGAAAAAGAUCAGUUGGAAGAGAGGCGAGGUAAGAUAAGUAAGGAGAAAGAGGAAUUGGAUAUCAGUCUUGAACUGAUGAAAAGACAAAGGGAAGACUUGACGAGCUUGAAGGCUGAAGCAGAAGCACAGACCGAGCCUAUGGAAAAUGACUGGAAGGAACAGCUCACGAAGGAAAGACAACAACUUGAAGAUGUAAAGGAGGAGAUACAGAAGGAAAAAGAAGCCUUUGAGAGAAAAAAGGGAUUGACUAUGAAAGAGAGAGAUGAGUUUGAUCUGAUGAAGUCUGAAACCCAGGGACAAUUGGAGGAAAUGGAACAAAACAAACAAGACAUUCGUGUGGAGAAGGAAAAGCUGGAUCAGAUCAAAGCUGAGUUAGAAAGACGGUCUGAAGACAUAAAUCAGGUCAUGGAUGAGACAAGACGGGAGAGGGGGAAGGUUGAAGAACUGGCUAUCCAAACUCAAAAACAAAGAGAAGAAAUGGUGGGUUUAAUGGAAAAGAACAAAGAAAAGCAGAACGAACUGGAACUCAUGAAUGACAAGAUUGAAAGAGAGAAACAAGACAUCGAAGAAAGUCGGGAUGUGCUAACAAAGGAGAGAGAGGAGCUGGAACAAAUGAGGAAUGAGACACAGCAACAGAGAGAGGAGACAGAAUCUCACAUGGAAGACCAAAGGAAAGAGAAAGAACAUUUGGAACAAAUGACGAUGGACAUGAAAAAAGCAGUUGCUAGAGGUGGAUAAUGACAAGGAAAUGAUCGAAAGCUCAAUGGGUGAACUGAGAGUGAAAGAGGCAGAAAUGGUGAGAGAAAAGGAGAACAUGGAAAAGAAGAUGGCUAGACUCAAAGAGGAAGAGGAUAGAAUGCGGGAAGAAAUAGGAAGGAAGAUGGACAACUUAAAGCAGGACAGUUAUGAAAUCAAAAGACUUAGAGAUGAAAUUGACAGUGAAAAGAACCAACUGAAUGCAAAAUUGCUUGAGUUGGAAAAAAUGCGUGAAGAACUAGAUAGAGAGAAGAAGGAAGUGAAAGACAAGAAGGAUGAAACACUGAAAGAAAAAGAUCAGUUGGAAGAGAGGCGAGGUAAGAUAAGUAAGGAGAAAGAGGAAUUGGAUAUCAGUCUUGAACUGAUGAAAAGACAAAGGGAAGACUUGACGAGCUUGAAGGCUGAAGCAGAAGCACAGACCGAGCCUAUGGAAAAUGACUGGAAGGAACAGCUCACGAAGGAAAGACAACAACUUGAAGAUGUAAAGGAGGAGAUACAGAAGGAAAAAGAAGCCUUUGAGAGAAAAAAGGGAUUGACUAUGAAAGAGAGAGAUGAGUUUGAUCUGAUGAAGUCUGAAACCCAGGGACAAUUGGAGGAAAUGGAACAAAACAAACAAGACAUUCGUGUGGAGAAGGAAAAGCUGGAUCAGAUCAAAGCUGAGUUAGAAAGACGGUCUGAAGACAUAAAUCAGGUCAUGGAUGAGACAAGACGGGAGAGGGGGAAGGUUGAAGAACUGGCUAUCCAAACUCAAAAACAAAGGGAAGAAAUGGUGGGUUUAAUGGAAAAGAACAAAGAAAAGCAGAACGAACUGGAACUCAUGAAUGACAAGAUUGAAAGAGAGAAACAAGACAUCGAAGAAAGUCGGGAUGUGCUAACAAAGGAGAGAGAGGAGCUGGAACAAAUGAGGAAUGAGACACAGCAACAGAGAGAGGAGACAGAAUCUCACAUGGAAGACCAAAGGAAAGAGAAAGAACAUUUGGAACAAAUGACGAUGGACAUGAAAAAAGCAGUUGCUAGAGGUGGAAAAUGACAAGGAAAUGAUAGAAAGCUCAAUGGGUGAACUGAGAGUGAAAGAGGCAGAAAUGGUGAGAGAAAAGGAGAACAUGGAAAAGAAGAUGGCUAGACUCAAAGAGGAAGAGGAUAGAAUGCGGGAAGAAAUAGGAAGGAAGAUGGACAACUUAAAGCAGGACAGUUAUGAAAUCAAAAGACUUAGAGAUGAAAUUGACAGUGAAAAGAACCAACUGAAUGCAAAAUUGCUUGA
This is a messenger RNA of Salvelinus namaycush (lake trout), 2324 nucleotides long. Its product is annotated as histone-lysine N-methyltransferase, H3 lysine-79 specific-like. Lineage: Eukaryota; Metazoa; Chordata; Actinopteri; Salmoniformes; Salmonidae. The transcript has a single exon. Bases 1056 to 2093 code for a protein of 345 amino acids. The record is from RefSeq and is a predicted model, not a curated record.